AUGGAUUUAGCUUGUAGAACGGUGGAUCUGCUCCCGCUCUCACCAUUCAUCACGCACGGUAAGAGCAGAAGCCCUCGUUGGUCCCCUAUGGUUCCUGAUCUGGAGGUAGGUGAUCCGCCGCCCCCCAAAAAGCGCCACGAUGAUGAAGCAAUCCAGAGGAUCUCCACAUCCGUCCACACGCAGAUACUUUCCAAGGCCUCUCUUUUCAUUCCUCGUGGUGAAUUAGCUUCAGAUGAAGGUCUGGGUUCCGCCGGUGUAUAUGUUGUGGUCAUCAGUAGUACAAGUACGGGCAAGUUCAGCUCUUGCCCUUGCCAAGGCGAUACAGUGGAUCUCAGGACUGAUUGGCUUAGAGAAACUAUGGAAUCUGGUCUUGAUGUCGAUAGGAACUUGGCUGAAUCCUUUUCUUGGGCAGCGGCGCAUGGCCCUAACGCGCCUCGGGUGCAUGAAAGCCAUAGCUUGGAAUUGCCGAGAUAUAUUUUCUCUUCCCCCAAUAUCAGCACUGGUCGUCCUUUCCUUGCUACUCACCUACCUCAGGAUUCUUUGGAUCCCACUUAUCUCAUCCCAGAUAAGAAUGAAGUUUUGCAGAUUUUGAAGGAUAUGAAGUUGAAUGCCUCUCCAGGACCAGAUGGGUUUAAUGUUGAAUUUUAUCUAGCUGCUUGGGAAUGGAUAGGUGAGGAAGUUACUCACUUGGUGGUCAAUUUUUACAAAACAGCCAAUCGUCUUAAGCCGCAUCUUCCUGAUUAUAUUGACCCUGCUCAACAGGCCUUUAUUGAGGGUAGAAGAAUUAGUGACAAUAUCAUUAUUGCGCAGGAAAUCACUCACUCUUUUGCCCUUAAAUCUUGGAACAAUCAUGCCUUUAUGCUUAAAAUUGAUCUUGCUAAAGCUUUCGAUCGUUUAGAAUGGAACUUCAUUGUUUCUGCUCUGGCACGUAAAGGGUUGCAUGAUCAUUUCAUAAAUUUGAUCUACGCGUGUAUUUCUUCUCCUACUUUCUCUGUGGCCAUUAAUGGUCAACCUUCGCACAAAUUUAGAAGUUCUAGGGGUAUUCGUCAAGGCUGUCCUAUGUGCCCAUAUUUGUUUGUGAUUGCCAUUAAUGAGUUGUCUCUUGCUCUCAAUGAGGCUCUUGCUACUAACAAUCUGCAGGGAAUUUCACUUGGACCAAAUUGCCCCCCUAUUCACUCUCUGUUGUUUGCAGAUGACCCGCUUGUUUGUGGGCAAGCUACUGUUCAGGAAGCUACUUCAAUGGCCCAACUUAUCCACCAUUUCUGUUCCAUUUCAGGUCAAACACCAAACUGGACCAAAUCUGCUAUAAUGUUUAGUUCUCAUGUUAGUCCAGCUGUCAUUCAGGAGUUAAAGCAGAUUUUCCCUGUUCCUAAUAUUGACAGCAAUUUUUCCCACCUUGGUCAUCCACUUAUUCUCCCGGCUAAGAAUAGAACUGCAGCUUAUAAUUUUGUUCUCGAUAAAUUUGUAAACAAGUUGCCUACUUACAAGGCCAACAUGCUCUCUCAUGCAGCUAGGCUUGAACUGAUUCGGUCUGUUUUCUCUGCUAUACCUGUGUACUAUAUGGCCAAUAUCUUGUUUUCGAAGAAAUUUUUAAUCAAACUCACUGCUAUUAUUAGAAAUUUUUGGUGGACAGGUGUUAAGGACAAUAUUUCUGGCAGGAGUCUUUGUCUUAGGGCUUGGAAGGAUAUUUGUAACUCUAAGCAAGAAGGUGGACUUGGUGUUCGAAAUUUGCAGGCUAUUAAUGAAGGCCUGAUCCUCGCGGCUGCUUGGUGCCUAGCAAAAGCCCCCUUUUCCCAUCUUCAUCUUGUUCUCAAGUCCAAGUAUUUUUCUGAUGCUUCCGUCUGGACUGCUAGUUCUACCACUCCAAAGUCAGCCUUUUGGUCUUCCAUCCUUAAGAUGAUGCCUAAGCUCAAAGCUCAUUCAUUUUACCAGUUGACACAAGGAUAUUCAUGCCAACCAGAGACAUACUCCUUCACAAGUUCCUUUGCAGGUGAAAGAUCUUCUCAAACUGAUUUGGAAGCAAAAGAUGAUGAUUCCAAGGGUCCAAACAUUCGCUUGGAGACUCCUCCGGAAAGCUCUGCCUACAGAUGUGGCCAGCAAGAAGAUGAAAUGCACCUGUUCUUCCUUUGUGAUUUUGCGAGAGCUGCUUGGUUUUCUCACCUGUGGUUCAUUAGAACAGAUGUGAACGACCAUCUUUUUGACAGGAAAAAAGUUUUCCCUUACCAUGUCCAUAUUGCUGCUACUGCUCUGUCUAAUGAUGCAAAUGAUCUUGGAAGAACAAUUAAGUCUGACCUUCUAGUAGCAGGGCCAAAAGUAUAUUCUGAUGCAGCUUUCCAGUGCAAAAAAAUCCCAGGUUUACCACAAGGUGCUGCUGCUACUGGUAUUGGUGUUUACCUCUCCUUGCCGCAGGAUCAUAUGGAAGUUAAUGUACAGAUUCAAGCCUCUGCUACUAUCACAAAUUCUCCUUUGCAAGAUGAAGCUUUGGCCCUUCUUUUAGCAGCUCAAGUGGCCAAAAGGCUAUGCAUUUCUCAGCCCACUUUCUUUACAGAUAAUCUGUCUUUGGCGUCAUGGGCAGCUAGCCGAAAGAUUAAGGAAUCUACUACUCCUUGGACUAUUAGAAAAGUUCUGGCUGAUUUCUUCUGCUACUCCUCAGAUCUUCAGUCUCACGUGUUUCACAUCUCUAGGGAGAUCAAUGGUAUUGCUCACAAUGUAGCUCACCAGCUCAUCGGAAUAUGUCUUGCCCUGUAG
Molecule: messenger RNA, 2748 nt
Organism: Aegilops tauschii subsp. strangulata
Lineage: Eukaryota; Viridiplantae; Streptophyta; Magnoliopsida; Poales; Poaceae
Source: RefSeq, a predicted model, not a curated record